AUCAUGAAGGUCCUAGUAGCUUUUGUCCUAACCAUCGCCGCCGCCUCCGCUGGGCUCCUGCCCCAGAUCGCGCCUGUGCAUCCUCGAGACAGGAUCACGAAGCCAACCAUCGAUGGACGCAUCACGAACGGAAAGAAUGCAGUGGAGAAUCAGUUCCCCUACCAGGUGGGACUCAGCUUCAUCAGCUUGACAGGAAGCUGGUGGUGCGGUGGCUCCAUCAUCGACAACUCCUGGGUGCUCACCGCUGCCCACUGCACCGACGGUGCCUCCUAUGUUACCGUCUACUAUGGAGCAACCGUGCGAUCUAGCCCCCAGUUCACCCAGACCCUCUCCAAGUCCAACUGGAUCCAGCAUGCCAACUACAUUUCGAAGACCGUCAGCAACGACAUUGCCCUAAUCAAGACCUCGUCCGUGUCCUUCUCGUCCUCCGUGAACAAGAUCAACCUGCCCGCCAUCGCCAGCAGCUACUCCAACUUCGUGGGAGAGACCGCAGUGGCCUCCGGAUGGGGAAUGACCGCCGAUACGGAUACCGGAGCUACCAAGAACCUGCAGUUCGCCGAUCUGACCGUCAUUCCCAACUCCGUGUGCCAGAAGACCUAUGGAGUUUUGGUGGUCACCAGCAAGGUUAUCUGCGUGGACACCUCCAAUGCCAUCUCCACCUGCCAGGGUGAUUCUGGUGGUCCUUUGGCUCUGGAUGGUACUCUCAUUGGUAUUACCUCCUUUGGUGCCGAGGAUGGUUGUGAGAUUGGUCUUCCAGCUGCCUUCACCAGGGUGACCAGCUACUUGGAUUGGAUCCAGACCAACUCUGGCAUCUCUGGCUAG
Molecule: messenger RNA, 822 nt
Organism: Drosophila teissieri
Lineage: Eukaryota; Metazoa; Arthropoda; Insecta; Diptera; Drosophilidae
Product: serine protease 1-like
Exons: 2
Coding region: 4-822 (272 amino acids)
Biological process (GO): proteolysis
Molecular function (GO): serine-type endopeptidase activity
Source: RefSeq, a predicted model, not a curated record